This is a messenger RNA of Kluyveromyces lactis, 1671 nucleotides long. RefSeq lists its product as uncharacterized. The coding region runs from base 1 to 1671 and encodes 556 amino acids. The transcript has a single exon. The record is from RefSeq and is a predicted model, not a curated record. Gene Ontology annotation, molecular function: carbohydrate:proton symporter activity. Gene Ontology annotation, biological process: carbohydrate transport; transmembrane transport. Gene Ontology annotation, cellular component: membrane. NCBI's taxonomy places the organism in Eukaryota, Fungi, Ascomycota, Saccharomycetes, Saccharomycetales, Saccharomycetaceae.
AUGUCAAGUGAUUCAGUUUCUGAAAAUGCAAAAUAUGAAGUCGCUGAUUCUUGUUCGGCAGACAAAAUCAAUGCAGAUGAUAGACAUCACAUGAUAAUGUCCGACGUCUUGCCUGACUUGGGUAAGCCAUUCUACAAGGUGCCUUAUCUAAGAACAUUGUCAUUGUUCGUUGUUGGUUUAUCCCUAUCCUCUACGAACCUUGGUUACGAUGGUUCUCUCUUGAACGGGUUGUAUGCUAUGCCGGAUUACCUCAACGCGAUGGGUAAUCCAAAUGGUGCAGAGUUGGGUGUUAUCUCUAAUGGUAUGGUGUUUGGUAUGCUUAUAUUAUUCCAACUUGCACCAUACAUCAUUGACAAGUAUGGUCGUAAAGUCGGAAUGUAUGUAGGUAAUGUUUUGAUUUGCAUUGGUGUCCUCAUCCAAGCAUUAUCUGGUACAUGGAUCAAUGGUUUACCAGAGGACUAUGACAAAAAAGACGUCUUCGGUAUGUUUGUUGCUUCACGUAUUAUCUUAGGUUCUGGAGUAUUGUUGAUUAGUAUUGCCACACCAGCUUUGAUCUCAGAAAUAUCAUAUCCCCCUCACAGAGAGCUUUGUACUUCCAUAUAUAAUACAUGUUGGUACCUUGGCGCUAUUGUUUCAGCUUGGGUCACCUAUGGCUGCAGGAACCUAGCCCACCACUGGAACUGGAGAAUUCCAUCUAUCAUUCAAGCUUUGUUUCCACUCGUUCAGCUCGUCGCGCUAUACAAAUGCCCAGAAUCUCCAAGAUAUUUGGUGUUCCAUAACAGAGAUGCUGAAGCAAGAGCAAUCUUAAAUAAAUAUCACGCAGGAAAUAAUGAGGAAUACGCAGGUUUGAUCGAUUUUGAGCUAGCAGAAAUUAAAUUGGCUAUUGAACAAGAAAAAGCCUCCCAGUCUACCAAGUUCUCUGAUUUCAUUAAAACUUCUGGUAAUCGCCAUAGGUUGUGGAUUUUGAUCUGGACUGCAAUUUUCACACAACUUUCCGGAAACGGUUUAGUGUCUUACUAUCUAUCAAAAGUCUUCAACUCUAUUGGUAUAACUGAUCCUGAUGAUCAAUUGAAAUGGAAUGGUUGGCUAAUGCUUUACAACUGGUUAUGUUCACUAAUUUUAAUAGGUUACAUCGCCCCAUUCUUCAAAAGAAGACAGUUAUUUUUGAUAUCUUUAGUUUCCAUGACUUCUUGCUACGUUGUUUGGACAGCAUUGUCUGCAGAAAACCAAAAGCGCAAUUUCGAGGAUAAGUCUCUAGCAAAUGGUGUCUUGGCAAUGAUCUUCUUAUAUUAUCUUUCUUACAACUUCGGAUUCAACGGUUUCCCAAAUCUUUACACAACUGAAAUAUUACCUUAUACUUUGAGAGGUAAAGGGCUUACAAUUUUCCAGUUGGCCAUUAGCAUUUCAGUUAUAUUCAAUGGGUUUGUCAAUCCAGUUGCAAUGGAUGCUAUUGAAUGGAAAUACUACAUCUUUUAUUGUUGUUUCUUAGCUGUUGAGAUCGUUGUUUGUUAUUUCACUUUCGUUGAAACUUCAGGAAGAUCUUUGGAAGAAGUUGACGAGGUGUUUGGAGACGGUAUCACCCAACUUCCAGAAGUAACAUCCCAGAUUAUGCUAGAAGCUGGUAAGAGGUUGUCUGUUGAACAUGUAGAAAGAACAGACACGUCAUCCUGA